Molecule: messenger RNA, 2699 nt
Organism: Brassica napus (rape)
Lineage: Eukaryota; Viridiplantae; Streptophyta; Magnoliopsida; Brassicales; Brassicaceae
Product: homeobox-leucine zipper protein ATHB-X
Exons: 4
Coding region: 510-1160 (216 amino acids)
Biological process (GO): regulation of DNA-templated transcription
Molecular function (GO): sequence-specific DNA binding; DNA-binding transcription factor activity, RNA polymerase II-specific
Source: RefSeq, a predicted model, not a curated record
UUUCGUCGAAGAGAGCUUGAGAGAGAGAGAGAUGAUCGAGAGAGACGCGUAACCGAUUUCUUCAUCCUCUCGUUUGGUGACACCUGUCACUAAGAGUCAGGCCUUUCAGCCCUUACGCAAGGGGCGAGUUUUGGGAUUCUGUCUUUUCUUAAUUUUUUUUUAAUUGGAUUUGGGGGAAGAAUUGGGCUAAGAGCCAGCUAUAAUGCUGCUGCUGUUAGAACUUUUAUCUUUUGUCGUGUUUGGACACUUUAUUUCCUUGUAAUUUGAUAAUGCUAUCAGGCUUGAUCCUUAUUCCACAUUCCACGCUUAUCGCAAAAUAUUUUGCCUUGGCUUUUUCUCUUUUGUCUUUUACAUGUGUAUAUUACAUUGGCAUAUUUGCCUUGGCUAUCGGACACAUACUCACAUUUCUGUUAUCAUAUAAAACUUCAACUUUACCUUUAUAUCUUCCGAAAAAAAACUACUCUCUCUUCAUCAAAUUCUAUUGAUUCCUAAUUUUCCUCAUCCCCUCUAUGGCCGUUUCACCUAAUUCAAGCUCUUUAGAAUUAACAAUAUCGAUUCAAAGCUUUUCUCCAUCUCCUUCUCACCCUUUGUCUGGUGAUCACAUGGUGAGAGAUUUAGGCAUAAAUCAAACUCCAAAGAAGGAAGAAGAUCGUGGGUGGAUCAUGAUCGGUACAACACCGCAUAUCAACGAAGAAGAUGAAAACUUAGGCGGCCGGCCGCGCAAAAAGCUCCGUCUAAUCAAGGAGCAAUCACAUAUUCUUGAAGAGAGUUUUAUACAAAACAAUACCUUAACCCCGAAACAAAAACAAGAAUUGGCCAUUCUUUUGAAGCUUAGUCAAAGGCAAGUUGAGGUGUGGUUUCAAAACCGAAGAGCUCGGAGUAAGCUCAAGCAUAGGGAGAUGGAAUGUGAGUAUCUGAAGAGAUGGUUCGAGUCAUUGAAGGAGCAAAAUCGACGGCUACAAAUAGAAGUUGAAGAACUACGAGCUCUAAAGCCAGUAUUGGCCUCGGUUUUAUCCAUGUGUCCUCUAUGUGAACGUGUGACCAAUGCAGCAGAUAAUGACUUAAAAAAAAAGCAGAUAAUGACUAAUGCCGUCGAAGAGGCAACAGCUCGGAGAAGUCAGUCACGGAUGGCGUUUUCUUCUUCCUCUUCCCUGUGUUGACUGGCUCGGUCAAAAGUAAAAGUCAAAAGGAUUGAAACGUCGGUUUAGGGGUGAAAGUAAAGAUUUUAUGAUUGGGAGGAUUUUGUGCAUAUUUCUCUAAUUAUUUAUUAUGGAAGAAUAAUUUGUUUAAUCAUCGUUUUUUUAACUUUUAACAUGUUAUUGACAGAGCCAAGUUCUAAACAUAGUCAAACGAAACAUUACUUUUGAGCUUGCAAAAUUUUAAGCAUUAAAUCUAUAUAGACAUAGAUCUCAAAUGUGGUUAAAACAUUUUUAAUUAAAUUGUUUAUAAGUUUGUAACUUUCAAAAUUGUCCCAGAUACUGAUAGAUAUACAUGGGUUGAUUGGGUAGGGGUAGAUUGUUUAAAACAUCAAUAAGCCUCAUUGUUAUUUGACUUUCGUUCCACAAGACUCAAAUAAGGCUGCUAUCUAUUCCUCGACGUAGAUAGGUUUUAAGAUUUUUAAAUUUGAAUUCCGUUGGAGAUAUUCACCUAAUUCACCUGAUGUCUCACUUAUAAUAUUUGUUUUUAUUUCUUUCUUGUUUACUAAAUUUUUUAUUUAUUUACUUCCUGUGGUAUUGGUCAAUGUUAAAAAUAAUUCAUUUUGACACUGGCCGUUUGUGCGAAGUUUAUCUAAACCGAAUCACACUCGAAAAGGUAUGCUGCGGCCACCACAUUUGACUAUUUGAGUCAAGCUCCAGUUCUAAUCCAUGUUCGAAAACUCGCUAGUCGCUACCGUGCGGCACACUCGGGCCUAGCGAGUUAACAUAAACUCGGAGAUUAAUCACAGAUUAAUCGGGGAUUAAUUUUUCAUCAUUUUAUGUUUAUAUGCGUAUAUAAACUUGUAUUUGCACUAGGUUAAUCAGAAAUGCUCCAGCUCAGAUGGUGAAAGUGUGGUUUUCUAGCGACAAUACCCGGAUUCAACUCCCCGUUUUGUCUUUUUGGGCCUAGUUUUAAUUUUUCUUUUAACGAAGGGCAAAACGGUAAUUCGCCGUGUCAUCCCUUACCUUUUGCCCUGCGAACGUAACCUGCAACAACCGCCUGCCUCCAUUUUUGUGUUCAAUUUUCUCAUUAUUUUCAUCAUUUGUUUGCACAAUUCCAUUUAAUAUCCAUAGAUCUAACUUAAACGCACUGAUUUUUAACAGAAAUCAAAACUAAAACGAGAUUUUUUCAAAGACCCGAUUUUAUGGCCGAUUAUGGUCGAUUCACUACGGUGGUUGGCCGCACAGCGUGUACUCGCCGGUUAAUCGGCCGAGUUAGCCGAGUUUUUGAACAUGGGUUCUAAUAGUAUAUUACAUUUUACUAUUGAUCUCUAAUUUAUAAGUUACCCUGUUCUGGAACGCGGUAGGCGCUAGUCGGGCGGUCGGGUUGGGCCUAGCGCCUAAAGAAAAAAUCGGGGAUUAAUCGGAAAUUAUGCGGGGCGGAAUUUUUAGAUGGUUUACUAUGUUAUAAAACAUGUUAAUCUUUAAUUGUGUAUAACAUUAAUACAUUUUCAUGUUUAUGAUUGUAUAAAACACACAAAUCGAAUAUAUAAAUUUAAUAUA